CUUAGCUAAGAUGUUAGCUAGUGUAAUAAUAAUUGCAAUCCUACUUUAGAUUUUUAAAAUAAGCUAGUGGUUGUGGGGACAAAAAAAAAACCAUAGACGUAAAGAAAAUUAUGAGCGAUUCAGCUGGUAUGAACGAGCAUGAUUUAUUUGAAGGGUGCGAGUCAAAAUCAUCUUCUCAAGAAAGUGGCCUUUGUAGUACGAUGAUCGCUAUUGAUGAAAGCAUGGGAAGUCUAGAGGAAAUAUCUGAUAAUCUUCAUCAACAUCUAAACACACAUCUUGAUCAUACAUCUGUGUUGCAGUACGAACUUGAUACAGUUCGUGCUCAACUAGCUGAGAAGAAUAGACUUAUAUCAACUCAACAAGUAACUAUCAAACAGCUUCAAGAUGCUUUAAAGGCAAACCAAAAGGAAUUAGAAGAUCUAAAGAGAACUUCAGAGGUGGAGAUAACCUGCAAAAACGAAACGAUUGACAUACUGCAAACGGAUUUAAUUGAUUGUCAGCAACAAUAUGCCAAUUGCAUUCAACAGAUCAUGAAUCAAAAUCGCGUUCUUUCGGAAAUACGAGACGAUGAUGCAGUCCUCGUUGAGAAAAUUGCUCAGCUGGAAAAGAAGUUGCGUAAAAAUGGAAAAACUACGGCAACUCAAACCGAUAUUCCUCAGAGUUGUGGCGACAAAAAUGACAGACAAACUCAUUGCUCUUUUAAAAGUUCUCCACCGCCAUUUAGUCCCCCACCGCCUUUUCACCAUCACUGUCGCAGUGUAAAUACCCAACCUUCUUUGGGUGAUGCCAUAGAUGGCCGAGCUGACAGCUGCUCGCCACACUUUACUCACCAUAAAUCUGCCCAAAGCAAGUCACAAUCGGCCCAGCAAGGAUGGUACGUCGAAUCUAAACCUGAUAGCCAGCAAUUCCCUUGGUCUCAGUUUCAGGACCUUCUUUCUGAAGUCCGUCAAAUACAAAAGCCUCUACAAUCGACGGAUGAACGAUCUGGCCGUGACACAGCUACGGUACAUCCAAGGAACGGUAAUGUUAUUCGGGCAGACGAUCUGACAGGCUUUUGGAACACUAUCGCCGAAGAGCGACAGCAAAGACUCCAGUUAGAUCAUUCUCUUAGACAAAUGGAACUGGAUGUCCUAGAAGUAAAAACACAAGUACAAAGCUGUAAAGCUCGCUUCCAAAAUUACCAACCCUCAGCCCCCCCACAUUGGAACUGCUGUCCUCCAAAAUUCUGCUGUUCACCGACGCAUGAAAUGGUUAAGCAUUGUUCUUGCGUGGACGAAAUUCCUGUUCCUCAUCCUAAACUCCGAUCCUCGACCUCCCUGUUUACACUUGUUUGAUCUACACACAUUCUUUACUGUUUCUUCCUCUCCGCCUGUUCGUCCGUGUGCCAAAUCUCUAUCUAUUAAAAAUUGUGUGCUCUUAUUAA
Daphnia carinata is the source of this 1423-nucleotide messenger RNA. RefSeq lists its product as uncharacterized. NCBI's taxonomy places the organism in Eukaryota, Metazoa, Arthropoda, Branchiopoda, Diplostraca, Daphniidae. Gene Ontology annotation, biological process: spermatogenesis. The record is from RefSeq and is a predicted model, not a curated record. The coding region runs from base 111 to 1334 and encodes 407 amino acids. The transcript is spliced from 7 exons.